GUCCUGGUCCAUUGCGACGCUGAAUUAUAUAUAUACAUAUAUUGCAGUCGACGUACCUCAAUCGCGAAAAAGGACUCAACACUCCCUUCUUAUAGACAAUUCUGAACAAAACUACUUCAAUACAUUUUCAUUUGACGCAGAAAUAAAGAAAUGGCAUGUACUCCACAAAUUUACUGUAGCGAUUUUACAGAAAGCAUCCCAUCUCUUUAUUUGUGCGUCAAAUGAAAAUGUAUUGAAGUAUUUUUGUUCAAAAUUGCAUAUAAAGUAGGGCAGUUUAACCCUUAUCCCUGGACCUCGUUAUUUGGCGAUAUCGCCCAGAGCACCCCCUUAAAGACGGUUACCCUAAUGGAGAAUUUUGUGUUUGUCAAUAAUGAAGCUGACGGAACUUAUCCGACGAGUACCGGUCGCAGUCAUAAAAAUUUGCCCAGGGGUCACCGUACUUAAAUUCUUCAGUCAACGUUCUGUAUGACUCAUCGUCCUGUUUACCUGUGAAAGACUACCGUCUCCGUCGGACCUCGCGCGUGUCGUUAUAUAUUGUGAGACUCCACAGAAGAAAACGAAGUGUAGCAUUCUUGUAUAAUACUGUUGCGAUUGAUUUACUCUCUUCACGAAUCCAGAUUCAGCCUUGCCAUCACGCUGGAGACACGGAUUGUAUAGUUAUGUGAGGUUGAUAUCAGUUACGCAGAGUACGACCGAGAGAGCGUCAGGCGUCUGUCAUAAGCGUCUUGUGCCCUAACCUAUAAAUUUGAUCGUCGGCUAUCAAAAACGAUUUGUUUAUUUAUUUUAUUAAACAAAAAUAAACUGGGGGGAAUCAAGUAGAGUGUAAAAAGAUCGAAAACAAAAUGCCACCGAAGUGUAAAUUUCAAGAAGGAGAAAAAGUACUCUGUUUUCACGGACCAUUAAUAUACGAAGCCAAAUGCCUGAAGUCUUCGGUUACCAAGGAGAAACAGAUUAAAUAUCUGAUACACUAUGCGGGUUGGAACAAAAAUUGGGAUGAAUGGGUGCCAGAGAGUCGAGUGCUGAAGUAUAACGAGUCGAAUGUACAAAAACAAAGAGAAGUGCAACGUGCCCAUUCAACUCAGCAGCCUUCGCACAAAGGUAAAAAGACUGGGACCACUACUAAAGCCCAAGGGCGUAGAAGUGAGAGUGGCAGAGACAAAGAUAGUGAAAGUCGGGCAAGUACUCCUGUUGGAAUAGCUGAGAAGACGGGGGGCCGGUCUACCAAAGGGCUUGGCGGGGGUGCUACACCGUCAUCGUCCCAUGAUUCGUCGUCUGAUGCACCGCGCAAAAAAAGAAGCCGCGUUGAUCCUUCUGUGGAAACGGAGGAGCAGUUCUUAACAAAAGUUGAGGUGAAGGUUAAAAUGCCGGAUGAGCUGAAGCCGUGGCUUGUCGAUGAUUGGGAUGCUAUUAGCAGACAACGCAAACUGGCAAUACUACCUGCAAGGAAUACAGUCGAUCGUAUUUUGGACGAUUACGUCAAAUUUAAGACAUCUAGUAAAACCAACAACCCCAAUAAAGAAAGCGCUGUUCUAGAAGUGACAAAAGGCGUGCGGGAGUAUUUCAAUGUGAUGUUAGGUACGCAAUUACUUUAUCGAUGGGAACGUCAACAAUACAGUGAAGUAAUGACUGAAAAUCCAGACUCAACUCCCAGUCAAAUAUACGGAGCUUUCCACCUACUCAGGCUAUUUGUGAAACUUGGCAGUAUGUUAUCUUACACACCUCUCGACGAGAGAAGUAUUCAGUUACUUCUGGCGCACAUACACGACUUUUUGAGAUACUUGCAUAAGAAUAGCAGCGACUUAUUCAGUCUUCAAGAUUACGGAGCAGCACCACCGGAAUAUCACCGUAAAUGCAAUUAAGUUGAAUUAUGCAACAUUUAUAUUAAAACGUCAGCAAAAUGAGCCAUUGCAUCCAUUUUACCGCUUAUUAUAAUCACUGUCAAACUGCAUUGUCCCUCUUGUAUUUACUAUGCAAUUACCAUAAUAUUUUCCUCUUUCUCUUUGGUUUAAUAUUUUCGUAUUCAGUUAUUUCAAACUUGUGUGCAAUUUCAUUUUUAAAUAAAAUAACCUCAUACGAAAUUUCUCUUGGACUGUUUGUCCACAAAUAUUAACCCCUAUAACGUAGGUAAUUAUUGAAGUGACAUUUUGUCGGGGUUCCGAUAACAUUCCCAUACAUUUUUUUUGUUAUUGUUCUCAAUCAAUCACCUACUAUGGAAUGUAGGGCGUGAUUUUACCCGGUAUGAAAAAAAUCAUUCUCGGGAUGACUUCUGUGUGUUUGACCGAAGAAUGUAAGCGCUUGCCAAAGUUUAAAAUACACGCGUACGAUGGCAGUGCAGGUUAAAUUAUUGGAAUUUCAAACGUUGGGAGAAAUAAUAGUUUCAUGAUAUGUAUCGCCACAUAUCGCCACUUGAUCACUACGAAAUACACGUAAUCUGUAUUAUUUUCGUACCUCAGCUGUACUACCGUAUUAAGCAGAAAGGUGGUAACUUGUUUUCUUACCAUUCUAAGAUAUUCAGUUUCAUAUAAUAAUAUUUUAGCGGACAAGUUCUCAUAUUUGAAUUGAAUCACGAAGAUAAAAGAUUAUAUUACUUAUUCUAGUUAUAAAAAUGUUAAUUAUUAGAUAAUAAAGUAGUAAAAUUGAAAUUUUUUGUAUUAGCUACUUUGAGAAUUAUUAUUUGUAACGUUUA
Messenger RNA from Neodiprion virginianus, 2686 nucleotides. RefSeq names its product mortality factor 4-like protein 1 (gene MRG15). The record is from RefSeq and is a predicted model, not a curated record. Gene Ontology annotation, cellular component: nucleus; NuA4 histone acetyltransferase complex. Lineage: Eukaryota; Metazoa; Arthropoda; Insecta; Hymenoptera; Diprionidae. Gene Ontology annotation, biological process: chromatin organization; regulation of DNA-templated transcription. The transcript is spliced from 6 exons. The coding region runs from base 843 to 1859 and encodes 338 amino acids.